UGCCCAGGCCCACCCCCGGGAUAUCUUUGGGGAGCUUAUUGUGGGAUUAAGGUUUGGGGUGGUGCAAAGAAGGGAGCUGCAGACUCACUUGAACGUGGGGAAGAAAUCUUCACAGCAGCUCCCCAGGGAUGUCCUCGGGUUUCUGGGCGUGAGAGGAGGGGCCUGCUUGGUGGUUUUGCUGGUUAAUAGUGAUUUCCUACUUCCAGGAAUCUUCUGCAGAAAUACAGCUCCCAGCUAGAGUGAGGCCUGAGUACCGCCUUGGCCCAGGAUGGCCAGAGAAUCGAAGGAAAGCGCAGCCCUGGACGCCCAGUCUGCAGAGGACCAGAUGGGGCUUCUGGUCAUAAAGGUGGAGGAGGAAGACGCCUCUGCCUUUGUGGAGGAGGCCAGCCUGAGGGGCAGCCCGGUUCGGGGUUCGGAGCACUCCCGCCAGCGCUUCCGGGGCUUCCGCUACCCCGAGGCCGAGGGGCCCCGCGAGGCGCUGAGCCGGCUCCGGGAGCUCUGCCGACUGUGGCUGCGGCCUGAGAUGCACAGCAAGGAGCAGAUCCUGGAGCUGCUGGUGCUGGAGCAGUUCCUGACCAUCCUGCCGGGGGACCUGCAGAGCUGGGUGCGGGAGCAGCAUCCGGAGAGCGGCGAGGAGGUGGUGGUGCUGCUGGAGUAUUUGGAGAGGCAGCUGGAAGAGCCGAUGCCGCAGGUCCCAGGUGGUGACCAGGGGCAAGAACUGCUCUGUUGCAAGAUGGCACUGUUGGCACCAUCCCAGGGGUCACAAAGUAGCCAAUUCCAGCCGAUGAAGGCUCUGCUCAAGCACGAAUCUCUGGGAUCCCAGCCCUUACCAGACAGAGCUCUCCAGAUUCCCGGGCUUGCCCGGGGAGGGUGCUGCAGAGAAGAUGCAGUGGUAGCUGCCAGGCUCUCUCCAGAGCCCCAGGGGCUGCUGAAAAUGGAAGAUGUGGCUCUGACCCUCUCCCCUGGAUGGACCCAGCUGGGUUCACCUCAGGUGAACUUCUACAGAGGUGAAAGGCAGAACUGCGGCAGCCUCAUCUCCCUGGAUGGUGAAAUACAGACUAAGAUCAGGGACUUGCCUCCAGAUGAGGAACAUCCAGAACAGGAGCCUGGGGAAAUACCGUGCCACCCGGGUGAAGCCACUGCCCAGACUCCUACAUGUGCAGAAGCUGGUGAACAGGAGGGCAGGGUACAAGGAAAGCAGAAAAAUGCCACUGAGAGGAGGCGGCACAUUUGCCAUGAAUGUGGAAAGAGUUUUGCUCAGAGUUCAGGCCUGAGUAAGCACAGGAGAAUCCACACUGGGGAGAAACCCUAUGAAUGUGAGGAGUGCGGCAAAGCCUUCAUCGGGAGCUCUGCCCUCGUCAUUCACCAGCGAGUCCACACUGGUGAGAAGCCAUAUGAGUGUGAAGAGUGUGGCAAGGCCUUUAGUCACAGCUCAGACCUUAUCAAGCACCAGAGAACUCACACUGGGGAGAGGCCCUAUGAGUGUGAUGAGUGUGGGAAGACCUUCAGCCAGAGCUGCAGCCUCCUCGAACAUCACAGAAUCCACACCGGGGAGAAGCCAUACCAGUGCAGCAGGUGUGGCAAAGCCUUUAGGCGGAAUUCACAUCUCCUGAGACACCAGAGGAUCCAUGGGGAUAAAAAUGUUCAGGAUCCUGACCGUGGAGAGACCUGGGAGAGUCAGAGUAGGAUGGAAAGCCAGGAGGGACAUGUUGAGGUUCCUGUGUCUUAUAAAUGUAACGAGUGUGAGAGAACGUUCACUCAGAAUACAGGCCUUAUUGAACAUCAAAAAAUCCACACUGGUGAGAAACCCUAUCAGUGUGAUGCAUGUGGAAAAGGCUUCACUCGGACCUCAUACCUUGUUCAACAUCAGAGAAGCCACGGUGGGAAAAAAAUUCUGUCACAGUGACCCAUGUCUUAUCUGCCAAAGUUGGUGCUCAUUCCUGUUGAACUGAAGCCACCCUGGAGCCCUUCCUGACUACAGAAAUGGUGGGCUGGGCUUAAUUUACCACUACACAUCAUCAGGUGUUUGUUAGAAAACAUAGAGUCUGGCUGAGAUGAAUUAUGUUCUGCAUUCUAGAAGGUGAUUGAAAAAAACCAUAUUUGAUAGGAGGCUAUGGGAGAGUUGUCUGGAAGACGUAGCAUCUGAAAUGGUUUGUUCUCACCUAUUGGCCUUAAAAAGGCUUCCAGACUGGCUCCUCACCCUCAACCAGCACUUCAUGACGUCUCCUGGGCGGAAGGCUGUGAUUUCAGGACUGCUCCUCUAUGCAUUUUGCUAUAAUGAAUCCUCCAUGGUGGGUCAGAUUCGUGAAGUCUUAGGCUCCCCACUGUGCCUUGUACACAGGUGCUAAUAAACAUUUAUUAAAUAUACCAGUGAGAUUACCUUCAUAGCUCUGUAAAUCUGAUCUCAUCUAGAUUUCUGAGGAAUUUCUUACCAGAACUAUUUGUGCUUGUGUCUAAUUCCAAGGUUCUAGACUCUCAGUUCAUCUAGUGCAUGUUUUGCCAAACACACAGGAUUGACAGAGUGGGGGUGAGGGUGGGGUUACUGUGAUGGGGAGAAUCCA
Molecule: messenger RNA, 2561 nt
Organism: Ceratotherium simum simum (southern white rhinoceros)
Lineage: Eukaryota; Metazoa; Chordata; Mammalia; Perissodactyla; Rhinocerotidae
Product: zinc finger protein with KRAB and SCAN domains 4-like
Biological process (GO): regulation of transcription by RNA polymerase II
Cellular component (GO): nucleus
Molecular function (GO): DNA-binding transcription factor activity, RNA polymerase II-specific
Source: RefSeq, a predicted model, not a curated record